AUGCACGUCGCCUGCAGCACUGUAGGCUGUCCUAAGAUUAACUCAGAUAACCAAAUUGUUGUUAGCAACACAACUACUCUAUCUUUGGAAAAUCAUGUCACAGGGGAUGUGGCCACAGCCCAGCACCCAGGAUAUAGUUUUGCGUACAGGCACAUCAUGCCAAUAGUGCACUACCGUUGGUUCCCAUUGGGAACAAAUUACCUGGCUACUGAGUUAUUAGUGACUCUUCUUGGUCCGGACACUUGCUACUUUGCAGCUUUGGAACUCAAUGGACCCCAACUGGCAGAAAGCAGGAUAUUGGAAGAGUUAAAGUUGUGUGAAGGCAGAGCUGAAGUAAUGGAGUCAUAUCAGCAAACUGUAAAAGAGAGGUGUGCCCUUAUUAAGGAUAUGCACAUGAAUUGGUCAAGUGCUAGAGUGCUUUCUGAUUCAAUGGAGAAGAUCCCUAACAAUGAGCUUAUAUCAUCGAUUGGAAGAUUUCAGAAUUACAUUGUCUUCUGUGAUACAGGGGGCAUUCAUCUGGUCAAUUUCAAGAGCAUGUACAUCAAGUAG
Molecule: messenger RNA, 549 nt
Organism: Miscanthus lutarioriparius
Lineage: Eukaryota; Viridiplantae; Streptophyta; Magnoliopsida; Poales; Poaceae
Source: the annotation of a GenBank genome assembly